Molecule: messenger RNA, 1363 nt
Organism: Ichthyophthirius multifiliis
Lineage: Eukaryota; Ciliophora; Oligohymenophorea; Hymenostomatida
Exons: 2
Source: RefSeq, a predicted model, not a curated record
AUGAGAUACACUGCAUUACUCUUAUUAACUAUUAUUUGCAUCAACUAAGUUGCUUCCGUUUCUUUACGUAAAAACAUCAAUAAUUAAGCAAUUGACAAUCUCCAUUAAAGUAAAAAAAAAAAAAAAAAACCGAAAAAAUAAUAAUAAAAAAAGCUUGGUAAGAAAAAUGCCUUCGCUUCCAGAAUUGCUGCUGCUGUAGAAUUACACUUAACUUCUGGUGGAGCAGUAGACUAAGCUGUUGAUUUAGUAUAAUAAGCUUUAAAUGAUGUAUAAUCAAAGAGAAAAGACUUAUAAACUGAAUUUGAUAACUUCGUAUCAUAAACUAAAGAAAAAAUCGGAUAAGACUUAUUAUAAUUAAAUGAAUUAGACGCAUAAUUAUCUGUAGUUAAAGGAGAAAUCCAAUAAUUAGAAUCCGAAAUUAAAAGCUUAGAAAGCCAAAUUGAAAGAUUAACCAAGGAAAUUAACGAAUUGAAUGAAAGAGAAAAAUUAAUUGAAUAAGCAAGAGCCAAUGACAUUAAUACUUGGAACAAAAGAAACGUAAGAGACUAAAAUGCAUUAGAAGCCUUAGGUUUAAUUAUUGAUGACUUAAACAGAUUAUUAGAAAGAGGAAACGUAUUUUUAUAAUAAAACAGCGAUUAAGUUAACAGAGCGAUGAAAAGAAUUCCCUUAAACAAUCCUAUUAAAGCUUUAGUUACUUUAUCAACUAAAUUCGACGAAGCUAAAUUAAGAGUCGUUAUUGAUAAACUUACCUAAAUAUAAGAUGCUGUCAGAAACGGAAACAAUGAAGAUUCUUUAAGAGAAAAAUAAUCCAAAGAACACUACGAGUUAUUAAUAUAAGAAUUAAUUUCAGUCAGAAAUGCCAAACUUGAAGAAAAAGCUGUAGCUCAAUCAUCCUUAAAAGAUAAAUAAUCUAGAUUAGGACUCAAGUAAACUGAAGCUGAAAACUUAACAAAUCUUAUCAAAUAAGUUUAAGCCCAUAAAUAAGGAUUAGAAGAUGCCUUAGCCAGAGAAACUCCUAUUUAUUAAAUGAGAUUAGAUGAAGCUGAUUAAGCUAUUUAAGGAAUUAGAGAAGCUUUAAGAAUCCUUGAAGAUCAUAGAGCUUCUUUACAUAGAGCGGAAAGUAUUAGUGAUGAUCUCAAAAAUGGAUCUUGGGCAGUUUGAAUUAAAGGUAGCCUUAAUUUUAUUGAAUGAAUAUAUACAUAUAUUUAAUUUUUAAGUCUUUAUCUUAGAUUUUAAAAUUAAAUUAUAUAUGUAUAUAUAUAUUACAUCAAAAACAAUUAUUUUAUGUCAUCGGAAAAUUAUAUUAUAGAUAUAUAAAUUUUUAUUGAAGAAUAUUGGAUAAAAAACAUUUUUUUAUAUUUAU